Messenger RNA from Phragmites australis (common reed), 2042 nucleotides. RefSeq lists its product as uncharacterized. The coding region runs from base 161 to 1285 and encodes 374 amino acids. The record is from RefSeq and is a predicted model, not a curated record. NCBI's taxonomy places the organism in Eukaryota, Viridiplantae, Streptophyta, Magnoliopsida, Poales, Poaceae. The transcript has 2 exons.
CAGACGGAUCCCCUCUCUCUCGCGUCCGUCCUACUCUGCCCUUCUCUUCCCCUCCCGCGCCGGAUCCAUGGCGAGGAGCUCCUAAAACCCGGUUCCUCUCUCUCUAUCUCUCUCUCGUUCGUCCUACUCUGCCCUUCUCUUCCCCUCCCGCGCCGGAUCCAUGGCGGGGAGCUCCUCCACGGCCGGGAUCCAUGGAGACGGCGCUGAAGGGGUCCUGAUCUGUGGAGACGGCGUCGGAGGGGGCCGGAUCCCUGGAGGCAUCGUCAAGCCCAUGCGCGACCACUCCAGAAGCUCCCACGCCCACCCCACCGUCAAGAUCCAAGACGAGAGCCACGCCAAGGUGAUGGAAAACCCUAAGGUCGCCGUCGCCAAAUCCAGGAGCUCCUCCCCCGCUACCGCCGGCCAAGUCAAGGGCAGCGGUAGCAACGUCCGGGAUGAGGUCGUGGAGGGUAAGAUCCAAAUGACAGACGAUGGGGUCGCCAUCGCCUCUGAGAGAUCCCCGGAUGACCUCAAGGACAACCGUGUCCGCGAGCCGUUUGACCCGGAGAGGGCCAAUCGCAACGCCCUCCUCCUCCUCUCCGUGUUGCUCGUGGUGGCCAUGCCGGUCGUGGCGUGGCGUUCACUCGGCCAGCCGCUGCUCCUUGUUUGGCGGCUCUCCCUCCUGGUAUGCUUCUGCUUUUCCAUCUGGACCCGCUUGCUUGAUGUCAACAUGCGCGCGCGGACCGUGUUCUUCUGCUCCUCCUUUGGCUUCGUGCUGGCCCUAUACGCCGACGCCGCGAAGGACCCCAGGAUCGGGAUGCUCAUCGCGUAUCUCAACUCUCACAUCGCCGUGGGCAUGAUGGGCUACGCACUCGCCGAGCGCCGGCAGCGUGACGGCACCGAGGUGUCCGCCGCCGCCGUCCCCAUCCUGUCCGACGAGCAGGCGGAGAGACUGCUCCACCUCCAGAUGCUCGGUGGCGCCUACCACGUUCUGCUCACGCUGGGGGUCGCGGCUUACGUGGCGUGGGUGCUGUGCCACAUGGCCGACUACCCUACAGAGCAACUCGUGAUGCACGUCUUCUUCCCACUCUCCGGCUUGCUCCUGUUCUGGAUUCCCUUCGUGGCCUCGAUGUUGCUGCAGGGUGCACUCAUGGCGGAGACAGAGCACAUAUUACUGAUCAUAUACCUGUUUUUCACCGUUUUGCUCUUCGCAUUGACCUCUGUGACGCUUGGGGACAUCUGGGCGAUGAUAAUCGCCUGGCUUGCUACUCUCGGCCUCUCUGGGUUCUUUGGUUACUGUCUGUGAAUAUAUGCUUCAUUCAAGCUGAGGGUGAAGCUAGAGCAGCUGCCAGUGAAACCGGAUGACAGCAAGGAGUCGACCCAGAAGCUAGAGGAGCUGCCAGUGAAGCCGGAUGAAAGCAAGGAGUCGCACCAGAAGCUAGAGGAGCUGCCAGUGAAGCAGGUUGAAAGCCAAGAGGAGUUGGCCCGAAGAUUGCUGCUGGAGAAAAACGAUCACGGCACCGAGAUUUCGCCCCCGGCAUCGACGCCAUCAUCAGCUACAGCUUCACCUCCCACAAACAAGGGUGGACUGCCGCAGGAGUCCGAUUGAAAGACGAAGAUUGCAGAAGCUGUGCCACUGGCCAGCAGGGCCGUCUCUAUGAAUUUGAGGACCUGGUGCGAAAUACAAAAUGAGGCUCUAAAAUUGAAAAAUUUAUAUAACUAAAACAUACUUUUACUUAAUUAUAUAACUUCAAUACAUAUUAUUUCUUACAAUAUUUAGGAAUAUAUCAAAUAUUAAUGGUAAAAGAGUAAAGUAGUACUCGGGCAAUAAACUGAUCUCAUGUUCUACUAAAAAGCAUCAUUCUUUUAGUAUUUCUUGAAAUGAAAUCUUCAAUUAUAUCUUCAUACUUAAUUUUCUCCAAAAUAUCAUUUUCAAGUGUUAUUGUCGUCAAUCCAUUAAGUCUUUCUUUGGUUAUAAUAGAACGUAAGUAGGAUUUUAACAACUUGAGUUUAGAAAAGCUUCUUUCCACAGAUGCAACAGUUACGGGAAUGGUUAACAAAUU